UAUAAUCCGUGUGAGUUCACCUGGAGUUGUAGUUCUAGAAUCAGUGUGAGUUCACCUGGGAGUUGUAGUUCUUCUGCUGCUUCACGGUGGUUCCUCGCUGUGAUUGUUCGGUCACAGAGUCGGACGUCCUGCCAGCUUUAACAUGAGCUGAUAUAAAUAACAAACAUGAAACAUGUUUUGGUCAUUUUUUAUAUAAAUAUUGUGGAUUUAUCUUUUCGCCACAUAAGGAAACUAAUGUAUUUAGUUAAUCCAAAAACUAUCUUCUCCAUGAAAAUAAGAAAAGAGAAAGAUCAUAUUUAAUGUAAAUGUAGAAUAUGUUCCUGUUAAAGGUGUCAACGGUCAGAAUGAAAACACGACGGUCUCUUUUCUUCUUCUGUGGUUUCUGUCCUCGCGCAAUCUCUCCGUGUUCUUGUCUGUUUUUAUUUUCCUCUUGUGACCUCACCUGAGCCUCGGAGGUGGUGCAGGUUUUGUCUGUAGAUUCCUCACAUUUCUACAUGUCUUUAUUAUUUCUCUUCAUAUAUUACAUGAACUCUAGCCAUGUGUUCUCCUUAAAGUGUUCUUGUGAGCAUGCUCGGUGUGUCUCACCCUCCUGUCUGUCUACCUGUCAGGUGAUGGACAUGGACGGGACAGGACGACGAGUGCUGGUGGAGGACAAACUCCCUCACAUCUUCGGCUUCACUCUGCUGGGAGACUUCAUCUACUGGACAGACUGGCAGCGCCGCAGCAUCGAACGGGUCCACAAACGCACCGCGGAGAGAGAGGUUAUCAUCGACCAGCUGCCAGACCUCAUGGGCCUCAAGGCCACUUAUGUGCACCAGUUCUACGGUACCAACCCAUGUGCAGAGAGUAACGGUGGCUGCAGCCACCUGUGCCUCUACAAGCCUCAGGGCGUUCAGUGCGGAUGUCCCAUCGGUCUGGAGCUCAUCUCUGACAUGAGGACCUGCAUCGUGCCCGAAGCCUUCCUGCUCUUCUCCCGUCACACCGAUAUCCGACGCAUCUCACUGGAAACCAACAACAACAACGUGGCCAUACCGCUCACUGGAGUCAAGGAGGCCUCGGCUCUCGACUUCGACGUCACCGACAACCGGAUCUACUGGACCGACAUCACUCUGAAGACCAUCAGCCGGGCCUUCAUGAAUGGCAGCGCUCUGGAACACGUGGUGGAGUUCGGUCUGGACUACCCGGAGGGGAUGGCGGUGGACUGGCUGGGGAAGAACCUGUACUGGGCCGACACCGGUACCAACCGCAUCGAGGUGGCCAAGCUGGACGGGCAGCACCGACAGGUCCUGGUCUGGAAGGACCUGGACAGUCCACGAGCUCUGGCUCUGGAUCCAGCUGAAGGGUGAGAACUAAAACCAGGAGGAGACCAAUCAGUACGACUGUAGACCAGUAUGAAGACCAUCGUAGGAACAAAAAAUAUUUGUUUCUCCUAUAGUUAAUCUCCUUAAAUCUCAGAGAAUAUUUAAGUUUUUCCCCGUAACGUCAUACAUAUUAUCCUGUUAAUUUAUACAUAUUAUCCUGUUAAUUCAUACAUAUUAUCCUGUUAAUUCAUACAUA
Molecule: messenger RNA, 1557 nt
Organism: Anarrhichthys ocellatus (wolf-eel)
Lineage: Eukaryota; Metazoa; Chordata; Actinopteri; Perciformes; Anarhichadidae
Product: low-density lipoprotein receptor-related protein 6-like
Exons: 3
Coding region: 495-1346 (283 amino acids)
Biological process (GO): nervous system development
Source: RefSeq, a predicted model, not a curated record